Synchiropus splendidus (mandarinfish) is the source of this 5338-nucleotide messenger RNA. Its product is annotated as circadian locomoter output cycles protein kaput-like. Gene Ontology annotation, cellular component: nucleus; cytoplasm; CLOCK-BMAL transcription complex. Gene Ontology annotation, molecular function: E-box binding; DNA-binding transcription factor activity, RNA polymerase II-specific; protein dimerization activity. The transcript has 20 exons. Bases 1 to 2745 code for a protein of 914 amino acids. Lineage: Eukaryota; Metazoa; Chordata; Actinopteri; Syngnathiformes; Callionymidae. The record is from RefSeq and is a predicted model, not a curated record. Gene Ontology annotation, biological process: circadian regulation of gene expression; regulation of transcription by RNA polymerase II.
AUGACAUUUUUGUCCCCCAGGGAUGAUUGUAGCAUCUUCGAUGGGUUCAUGGAAGAAGAUGAGAAAGACAAAGCAAAACGAGUGUCCCGUAACAAGUCGGAGAAGAAACGACGAGACCAAUUCAAUGUCCUCAUCAAGGAAUUGGGCACAAUGUUGCCCGGCAACACCAGAAAGAUGGAUAAAUCCACCAUCUUACAGAAGAGCAUUGACUUCCUGUGUAAACACAAAGAAAUCGCAGCUCAGUCCGAGUCCUGUGAGAUUAGGCAGGACUGGAAGCCACCUUUUCUCAGCAACGAGGAGUUUACCCAGUUGAUGCUUGAGGCCCUUGAUGGCUUCUUCAUAGCAAUAAUGACUGAUGGCAACAUCCUUUACGUCUCUGAGAGUGUCACUUCCUUGCUAGAACACUUUCCGGCUGACUUGGUAGACCAGAACUUGCUAAACUUCCUCCCCGUCGGUGAACAUUCUGAUGUAUACAAAACUUUGUCUACACACCCUGGUGACACAGAGAGCCUUGGCUCAGAUUAUUUUAAGAGUAAAAACUACUUGGAGUUUUGCUGCCAUAUGCUUCGAGGGUCAAUUGACCCUAAAGACCCCCCUGUCUAUGAAUAUGUUAAGUUUAUUGGAAACUUCAAGUCCCUUAGCAAUGUUCCUAACAUAACCAGGAACGGUCUGGCAGGGGUUUUGCAGCGAUCACUACAGCCUGCCUUUGAUGACCAGGUGUGCUUUGUAGCCACUGUCCGACUCGCCAAACCUCAGUUCAUUAAGGAGAUGUGCACAGUAGAAGAGCCCAAUGAAGAAUUCACCUCGAGACACAGCCUUGAAUGGAAGUUUCUGUUUUUAGAUCAUAGAGCUCCACCAAUCAUUGGCUAUCUGCCAUUCGAGGUUCUGGGGACGUCAGGGUACGAUUAUUACCAUGUCGAUGACCUGGAGACACUGGCCAAAUGCCAUGAACACUUGAUGCAGUAUGGCAAAGGGAAAUCUUGCUACUACCGUUUCCUGACUAAAGGUCAACAGUGGAUUUGGCUCCAGACACACUACUACAUCACCUAUCACCAGUGGAACUCCCGUCCUGAAUUCAUUGUCUGCACACACACAGUUGUCAGCUAUGCAGAGGUGAGAGCGGAACAGCGGCGAGAGCUGGGUAUCGAAGAAUCAAACCCAGAGGUUCCAGUAGAUAAGAGUCAAGAUUCUGGGUCGGAGUCCCAGCUAAACACGUCAAGCUUAAAAGAGGCGCUUGAGCGUUUUGACCACAGCCAAACACCUUCAACGUCAUCGCGCAGUUCCCGCAAAUCUUCGUCGCAUGUGUCUGACAACACCUGCACCUCCUCGAAGCUCCACAUGGACACAGCCACUCCACCCCGCCAGUCACUGGCCUCCACCAUGGAAAUGACAUCUCAACGUCGCUCGUCCAUCAGCAGCCAGUCCAUGAGUUCUCAGACGACUGGUCAGAGUGCAACUCCGGCUAUGAUGGUUAAGCAGCAGCAGCAACACCAACAACAGCAGCAACACCAACACCAACAGCAACAACAGCAGCAGCAGCAACAACAACAGCCGCAGCAACAGCAGCCGCAACCACCACAACAACAACAGCAACCACAACAACAACAGCAGCAGCAACAACAGCAGCAGCAACAACAACAGCAGCAAAUGCAGACGAAUGUACAGCCGGUAAUGGAAUUUUCUGCACAAGUCAAUGCCAUGCAGCAUCUAAAGGAACAGCUGGAACAGAGAACCAGAAUGAUACAGGCCAACAUUCAGCGGCAGCAGGAGGAGCUGAGACACAUUCAAGAGCAGCUGCAGAGAGUCCAGGGACAAGGGUUCCAGAUGUUGUUGCAACAACAGGGUGGCGCCAUGAACGUCCAGCUUCCCCAAGUUGGUUCGGUCCAGCCCACGGCCUCGCUGACCAAUCAGGUCCAGCAGACAGCGAUGAAUUCCAUCCAUUCAGGAUCUCAGCAGCUCACCAUACAGCAGCAGACCCCCCCACCCCCAGCCCCCCAGCAGAACCUGCAACAGACCCAGCGCCAGCCCCAGCAACCUCCCCAGGCCCAGCCGCAGAGCCAGGGCUCUGUCCCCGCCCCGCUGUACAACACCAUGAUGAUCUCUCAGCCGGGACAACCCAACGUCCUGCAGAUCAGCACCAGCUUGCCGCAGAACAACACUCCGCAAGGAACGGCUGUGGCUACUUUCACUCAAGACAGGCAGAUCCGAUUUCCAGCUGGACAGCAGCUGGUGACGAAGCUUGUAACUGCUCCCAUGGCCUGUGGUGCGGUCAUGGUGCCCACGUCCAUGUUUAUGGGGCAGGUUGUUACCGCCUAUAAUCCCUUUGGCAACCAACAACAGGGAGGACAGACACAAACUCUAACUCUGCAGCCUGCUCAAGCCCCGCCAAGUCAGCCGGAUGGCCAAAGCCAGACCACUGUGGUAGCCCAAGGCAGUCAGCAGGGUCAGCAGCCGCAACAGCAGUUUCUCCCGGGCACUCGACUUCUCCACAGUACGCAGUCAACACAAUUGAUACUUCAGGCAGCUUUCCCACUUCAACAACAGGGUCCUUUCACCCAGACAACACAUCAACAACAGCAGCAGCAGCAGCAACAGCAGCAGCAGCAACAACAACAGCAGCAACAGCAACAGCAGCAACCAUCUCACCACCAGAGGCACCAGCAGCAGCUCAAACCGCAGCCACAGAAACAGGCAAAAGCUCUUUCGUCGCACAGAACAGACAGUGUCAGCAGCCAACCACAGUGAUGUCUGCAGCAUCAUGUGAACGUUACCAUUCAGGGAAAAACAGACUGCCACACACUUUUAAGUUCACGUGGCACAAACAUUUCUUUUCCCUAAAAAAAGCUCCCUGCUCGCUGACAGAUGGUUCACAGGACGAGGAAAACUAAGGAAGCUCACGCAGGAUUGUUGCCAUGGCAACCAGUGGAAUUUGCAUUCCUUGUGAUGGGGAGUGUCACGAAGGGGCUCCGAUUUCUGAAAGUGGACAAAGAUGCAGAGCUCCCCCGUGUCGUCAUGGUAACGGCGACAGGAAGGUGCACGGAAGUGGACAAGCUUGUACAGAAAUGUGUGUACAUAUUCCAAACAGACUAACAGAAGUAGUAUUUUAUAUGACUGCAUGAAAAGAAUACCUGUCUGUUUUUUUUCUUAGUUGCUUUUGAAAGAAUUAUUUUUACUUUUUUGGUCAAGUGUAUUUUGGUCCCAGAUGGAGUGUCGAACGUCUCUCACAGACUCCGCCCCUUUCCCUUCCUCUGGAACAAGUCCCACAUCACGCUCAGUCACCGCUGGGUGACCGCAGGGCUCGGCUUUGGAAACGCAGUGUCUUUGACGGAAAUGUCUUUUUAACCUUGCAAGUACAAAUUGUGUGUUUGGCGAGAAACUUGAUGACAGUUCAGCUGAAUUCUGUACACGAUGAUCACUGUAUGUGUAAGAGGUUAGUGGUGAUUCCAAGUGCCAAUUACAUCAUGUGUUUUUUGUUUUAAACAAGACUACUCAAAGGCAUAUAAAUAUAAAUAUAUAUAUAUAAAUAUAUUCUAUUUUCCAACAAGAUAUUACCCCUAAUAAUGCAAGUGUGUGCGUGUGUGUGUGUGUACAUAGAAGGGAUUAUUUUUGAACAGUAAGAGAACCAUAUUAUUAGCAAAUCCUCAGCCUCCUGCAACAUUAGCACUUGUGGUUGUGUACACUAAAUCACUGUCAGCCCGUGUUGUUGUAACUGUGGUGUGAUGCUUUGAGCUCGUGUGUGUUUUUGGGAGUACAAUCUGUGUGUCGCGGCGUGAGCAUGGGUGUCUCAUCUGUGCAUGUGUGGGAGUGUGUGUGUGCGCGCGAGUGACCCCCCCUCCACCCACCCACACACCUUGUCUUACUCUAACCGUCUUAGUAAGUUGCUGGUUGGUACUUGUAUUCUCAGGUUUGUGAAAGGUUUUCUCGCGUCUGCCUCAGUCUAGUACUAAAGCAGGAAGAGGGGUGCCAUGAUGCUGCAAGAGCAAAGCCCCGUCUUCAACUGUGGCGUUGGUUUGGAGGUGACACGUUGGAGACGAAAGGUGGUCUGCUUUAUUCUUCCCGGCUCUCUUGUGACAUCAUCGUCUCCGUCUCCUCCUCCUUCCCUCGGCCUCAGAAAUCCACAUGCAGUUCAGCUUCUCAGUUCCCAUGCAGCGGUGUAGAGCCGGUCGACUUGACAUUUCCUGUUGCUCUUGUACGACAAAUGUAAGCCAUAUCAAACAGAAAAGCCUCGGAUUGGUGUGAUGGUUGGAGCAUUGUGAAUGUGUAGCUGUGUCUUGGUGUGUGUGUGCACUGUGAGACUACUGUGUCCUCUUCUUUAACCUACUUCUUCUAUAUCUCGGGGGGUGAGUUCCCCCUGGCGAUAGUCAAUCAGUUCUUACGUUGCAGUAAAAAGAAUUAAAUGUGGUGUUCAAGGAACCUCCUCUGCAGUCGGGCUCAGACUUCUGAGAGCUUGUGUGAGGGGUGGUCCAACUUGAAUAUGGAUGUGUGUGUGUGUGCGUGUGUGUGUGAGGAAGGAGUGUGUUUGUAUGCAUGCUGUAACUGAGCUGCCACUUGUGACACAUUAUUUUUUCACCAGAAAAACUCUUAUGGUGACGUGCAUAACGUCUUGGUCUGAGUACAAAGUGGGUGCUGCUAUUGUGUAACUGCUCAAACUCCCAGUGAUGUUUCUGAUAAAAUGUUCCCCCAUCGAUGGGCCUGACCCUAUACAAAUGACCUUCCCACUAAGAUGUUUACUCGAGUGAUUCUAGUCGUCGACUUCCACCCAGUCAGUGCAUCUCCUCUCUACACUUGGCUCCCAAGGAUCCUGGCCACGUGCGUGCGUGCGUGUGUGUGUGUGCGUGUCACUGGCGCCCAGCCCAAAGAAUGUAUAGUUGUUUUUAAAAGAGACGUAUGGAUGUUGAGUUUUUCAUGAAGGAAAUGAGGGGUAGUUCAAACGUGUGCCACUGUAGUCACCCAAAUGUUUCAGUAUUUUCACUUCCAUUUUCUUUACGAAAGGAGCUCUGAAUGUUUCGACCCUUGUGUUGGUGAAAGGACCGUGGCGGGUGUCUUCUGCUGGGAAAGAGACUCUGGGUGUAGGAUAUAGGGAGAGAAUCACCGUCGACAGACAGGCGCCCCCCCCUCUGCCCAAACAGCUAAGUGUAAAAAGGUGCUAUGCUUACCUGUACCGUUUGUAUGUCUGUAUAUCCUUUCUGCUAUUGAACUGUGCUCCUUUUUAUCUACCCUCCCAAGUAAAAUGUAAUACUAUUCAAUAUUUUAAAGCAAAAAAUGUUUGCAGUUAUUAUACCCUUCUUCCCUCUUGGUCAAUUUGAAAAUUAAAGACAGAUGCAAAUAUUAUGUAAAA